AACAAUUGUUAGUCUGAGGAAUUCGAGUUUACAGGCCGAAAUGUCCUCCUGCGAAAGCAAAUUCCCGGUUGCCGGUGCUAUUCCGUCCUAUUGGAGAAAACAAGUCGAUCCAAUCGACAGCCACCGCAGCGCCGAAACCCUUGGCACCGACGCCGAUAUCGUGGUCAUUGGUGCAGGGUAUGUGGGCGCAUCGAUCGUGCAUCAUCUCAUAGAGGAACACACGCGCUGCGACCGUCCACUUCCAUCAAUACUCAUUCUCGAAGCCCGCGAAGCCUGCUCUGGGGCUACCGGAAGAAAUGGCGGUCAUCUGAAGCCCGACCCCUUGUUCAGAGCGGCCAGUAUCCUUGAGACGCAUGGGAAAGCGGUCGCGGAACAUGUAGCUUCGUUUGAGGCUCGUCAGGUCGUUGCAAUCAAAGAUCUAGUCCAGCGCGAAGGUAUUGACUGUGACUUUGAAGAAACGACAGUCGCAGACGUGUGUUUUUACAAUGGCGGCCGGGAUAAGAUCAAAGCCGAUCUAGCAAGAGUUGCUAAAGCAGGAAUCUCUACAGCGAAAGAAGUAGAGUAUAGUUCGGGUAUCGAGGCUGAGAAGGUAUCCGGUGUCCGAGGAGCCGUAUCCUGCCUCACAUAUAACGCAGCGCGGCUUUGGCCCUACAGACUCGUGGCACACCUACUGCAAAAAGCUGUGUCUCUCGGAGUCAGUUUACAAACCCACACACCGGUCACGCACAUUUCAGCUGCAAACGCAAACGCGCAGAAUCACCGCUGGCUCGUCCACACCCCCCGCGGCACCGUAAAAGCCAUGACCAUCAUAUACGCCACCAACGGCUACACCUCCGCCCUCGUCCCAGAGAUGAGAGGCAAGAUCGUACCCGUCAAAGGCAUAGUCGCGCGGCUGGCGGGCGUGAACGCGCCGAAGCUGAUGCAGAGCUAUAUGAUGCGCUUCUCGGAGUACGAGUACGACUACAUGAUCCCCCGGCCGGACGGCAGUAUCAUACUGGGCGGCGCGAAACGGGAUUUCUACAGGAACCUGGAUGAGUGGUUUGAUGUGGUGGAUGAUAGUAAGGUGAUCGAGAGUGCGCGACGGUACUUUGACGGAUAUAUGCAACGGCAUUUCCACGGGUGGGAAGACAGCGGUGUUCAAACGGAAGAUGUCUGGACUGGUAUCAUGGGUUACUCAAACGACGGCUUCCCAUAUGUUGGACCGGCAUGCGGUCGGACCGGCCAGUACAUGUGCGCGGGGUUCAGCGGGCAUGGCAUGCCGCAGAUCUUUUUUUCGGCAAAGGCAGUAGCGUCCAUGAUUGUGACUGGUGAUGCGGAGGAGGUGGAUCUUCCUGCGCCAUACCGCAUCUCUGAAAGCAGGUGGUAUCAGCCUAAGGAUCACGUCUCUUUGAAGAUGUGGAAGCAGAUUUCAGAGUCUACUCGAGCAAGAAUAUAGUCCUAACAGCUUAUCUAGGAGGAUAGGUAGUAGCUCGGAAUAUCUAGUAGAUGUUCUAGGAUAUCUAGUAGCUUUCUAGAUACAUCUAGUAGAUAUAGUACUAAAAAGACAGAGUUUAGAUAGAGUCUAGGUAUAAAAGGUAACUACUAAGAGUCUAGC
Boeremia exigua is the source of this 1594-nucleotide messenger RNA. Its product is annotated as FAD dependent oxidoreductase. Gene Ontology annotation, cellular component: cytoplasm. The transcript has 4 exons. The record is from RefSeq and is a predicted model, not a curated record. Gene Ontology annotation, molecular function: oxidoreductase activity. The coding region runs from base 41 to 1435 and encodes 464 amino acids. Lineage: Eukaryota; Fungi; Ascomycota; Dothideomycetes; Pleosporales; Didymellaceae.